Molecule: messenger RNA, 576 nt
Organism: Nylanderia fulva
Lineage: Eukaryota; Metazoa; Arthropoda; Insecta; Hymenoptera; Formicidae
Source: RefSeq, a predicted model, not a curated record
AUGGUUGUCACGCGGGACGACGGAACGGUCGGUUCGCGCGUGGAGCCAGAGGCGCGGGCGCUCGAGCAGCCGCGAGUGCAAGUGCAGCAGGCGGCCAGGUUGAAGCAGCCGCCGGGGUAUUUUUUGACCGCCCUCGAGAUAAGCCGUGUUGGCAUGCGAAUGCCGGAAUUUACGCUGUCGGAUCCGGAACUCUGGUUCAACAUCGUCGACAGGAGUUUUCAGGCCGCCGGAAUCACAGUCGAUUCCACCAAGUUUGGAUACGCGUUGACAGCUAUCGGGCCGAAUUAUACUGCCGAGGUGCGUGAUAUUAUUAUGAAUCCGCCUGCGGAGCACGCGUAUGAGACGCUGAAGACUGAAUUAGUCAAGCGUCUGAGCCUGUCGCAGGAGCAUAAGACCCGGAGGCUCCUUGAACACGAGGAAAUCGGAGAUCGCAAGCUGUCGCAAUUUUUACGACACCUCCGCGGCCUCGCCGGAAACGUGGUUGACGAUCCCGUCUUGCGGACGAUCUGGCUAAACCGAUUGCCGGCUUACAUUCAGCCGCAUUUGGUGACGCGCACGGCGGAUACGCUCGAGUAG